Molecule: messenger RNA, 939 nt
Organism: Lodderomyces parapsilosis
Lineage: Eukaryota; Fungi; Ascomycota; Pichiomycetes; Serinales; Debaryomycetaceae
Product: histidinol-phosphatase
Exons: 1
Coding region: 1-939 (312 amino acids)
Biological process (GO): L-histidine biosynthetic process
Cellular component (GO): cytoplasm
Molecular function (GO): histidinol-phosphatase activity
Source: RefSeq, a predicted model, not a curated record
AUGCACUCACACCAUUCACAUAGUGGUGAUUACAUUUCGCAUGCUCAUGAUCCUUUAGAACAUAUGGUCCAAAGCUACAUUGAUCGUGGUUUUGAGGUUCUUUGUCUCACAGAGCACAUGCCAAGAUUAGACCAGGCUUACCUAUAUCCAGAGGAAAAAGAAAAGGGCUACGGAAUUAAAGAAUUAGUGGAUGAUUUCAGCAAGUACUUGGUACACGCAAAGAAGGUGCAGUCAAAGUACCAAGAUAAGAUUAAAAUCAUUAUCGGAUUCGAGGUCGAGGGAAUUGAUGAGGCCCACGUGGGCUACUCCGCUGAUAUACUCCAGAACCCACUGAUACAAAUGAGCGUUGGGUCGGUGCAUUACGUACAUGGGAUACCUAUAGAUUUUUCCAAAGAGUUAUGGGUAAAGGCAAAAGCAGCAAGUAAAGGCGGUUUGACGAGAUCUUUAUACAAAGACUAUUUCGAAUUGGUGUCUAAGGUGAUUGACUUAAAGCCACAAGUGAUUGGUCAUUUCGAUUUAAUUCGUCUCUGUCAACCUGAGGAUGAUUUCGAUGAGUCAACAAACAAACUUACCAAAGAUAUAAGGAUUCAAACUGACUGGCCCGAGGUUUGGGAAGUGAUAAUCUCCACUAUUGAAAAAGCCGGUAGUUACGGCGCAAUGUUUGAGCUCAAUUCGGCAGCCAUUAGAAAAGGCUGGGAUUGUCCUUAUCCAAAGAGUGACCUCGUGCAAGCUGUUAUCGAGUAUGGUGGUGGUCGAUUUUGCCUAUCUGAUGAUGCCCACUCAAUAAACCAAAUUGGUCUCAAUUACAAAAAAACGCUACAAUACCUCAAAGACCAUGACGUUUCAAAAUUAUACCACCUUGAUGUGAAAGAUGGAGAGGUCGUUACAGUUGCCGAUGAUAUAGAGGAUAUAGAGACAUCUAAAUUUUGGAGUGUGUAA